Molecule: messenger RNA, 4547 nt
Organism: Dunckerocampus dactyliophorus (ringed pipefish)
Lineage: Eukaryota; Metazoa; Chordata; Actinopteri; Syngnathiformes; Syngnathidae
Gene: pcyox1
Product: prenylcysteine oxidase 1
Exons: 7
Coding region: 926-2452 (508 amino acids)
Biological process (GO): prenylcysteine catabolic process; prenylated protein catabolic process
Molecular function (GO): prenylcysteine oxidase activity
Source: RefSeq, a predicted model, not a curated record
UGGGUCACUCUCUGGGAGGGGAGGGUACUAAUGCAAUAAUACCUGUACAUUUUUUUCCUAAUAUUCUCCCGAUCGACCAGCCAAGUCUCAAAUAUCGACAAGUAGCUUGCGAUCGACGAGUUGGUGACCCCUGCUUGAUUUGAAUUAUCACUUACCUGCAUUUUCCGGAUGUGAUCUCGCUCCAGGCUUUGGACCAUGUCUUCUACUACAGCCUGAACGCGUGCUUGUUGAGCCUCCGCCAUUUCUCCUCGCUCUAUUCAAUACUUUUCUCUGUUUUCAAAGACAACUUUUGUAUUAAAAUGUGUGGGUAAAUGCGAUGUAGAUGACUGACUACACAAUUAGAUGGACACUAAGGUCACCUCCAUUCAAGCAUGGUUUUAGGAUGAACAGGCGAUGUCGUCACUUCCUGAAUAGUUCCGGUUUUACGGGUAAAACUUCCGGUUUGGAAUAUGUUAUUAUUGAAAGUCUAUAAAUCUUUAUUGUCUUUACCGCAGGAUAACGAUUAUUUUUAAUUUACAGGUCAUACUAUUAGUAUUAUUUAAUAUGUUUAUUGCAAUUAAUCUUAAUGAUUCAUAUAAAAAAAUAAAUAGCAUAAUUUAGUACAAGGCGAGGACAUAGCUCUUCCGUAAGAUUUUAUUUUAACAAAAAUCAAGCAUUAUUAUAUAAAUGAGGUCGGAGACCAAUAAUACUGCAUUAUUAUCAUUUCAAAAUGCACACAAAAUUGUGUAUGUUUUUUAUUUUGAAAGCCCACGAGUACGCGGAAGUGUGUCCCUGUAUUUACUGACAUACACGCGACGGUGUUUUUGAACUUUCGACAGGCUAGUACUGCAGAACUAGUUUAGCAAGUUAAUGUGAGCCACUUGGAUGGUUUGUUUGUUAAUAUUCUUCUGUCUUGUAUGUCCUUGGAUCACACUUCAGGCCCACCAUGAUUGUUCGAACCCUGUCAGUCAAAGCAUUGCUCCUCCUGUGGAUUUUUUAUUCUUGCAGAAGUUUGUCAUCGUCACAGGAGCUGCGAGAACCACCCACAAAGAUUGCCGUGGUUGGAGCGGGCAUCGGCGGCGCGGCUGCAGCCUUCUACCUGAGACAGGAGUUUGGGCCCGGUGUCAAGAUUGACGUGUUUGAACCUGGCGAGGUCGGCGGCCGACUGGCGACAGCGAAGAUUGGGAAUCACGAAUAUGAGACGGGAGGUGCUGUGAUCCAUCCCCUCAACCUCCACAUGAAGCAAUUUAUUGACAAAUUAGGUCUCUCUACAUGUAAAGAUGUGCCGUCAAAAAUGGCCAUCUUUGAUGGCAGCGAGCUCACGUUCGAAGAGAGCGACUGGUUUAUUGUGAAUUUCUUGCGCAUGCUGUGGCGCUACGGCCUCAACUACCUCCGCAUGCAGAUGUGGGUGGAGAGUGUUUUGGACAAAUUUAUGAGGAUCUACCAGUACCAGCAGUACAGUUACUCCUUCACCAGCGUAGAGAGGCUCCUGCACGCUAUGGGUGGAGAUGACUUCCUCAGGCUUAUUAAUCAGACUCUGGAGGAAACAAUGAUAGCCGAAGGUUUUUCACAGAUCUUCCUCAAUGACGUUGUGGCACCCAUGACACGUAUCAGCUAUGGCCAAAGUGUCCGAAUUAAUGGGUUUGUGGGGGCUGUGUCACUGGCGGGGGCUGAUUCAGGCUUGUGGUCUGUGGAUGGAGGCAAUAAGAAGGUUUGCUCCGGACUUCUUUACCACAGCAAGAGUGAACUCAUCCGAGCUAGAGUGGCCUCCAUUUCAUUUAAAGCUCGCCCAUCAAAGAAAGGCCCCUCCAGCAGCUUCUAUGAGAUCAGUUACGUUGACGACGCAGGCGCAGGUCACUCGCUAUAUGACAUUGUCGUCAUAGCAACGCCACUUCACCAGGGCAAGUCUGACAUCUUGUUCUCAGGCUUCUCACCGGCCAUCCCAUCUCAGUUCCCGGGUAGCUACCACCAGGUGUUCUCCACUCUGAUCCACGGCGUGCUCAACACGUCCUACCUCGGGAUAACACGCCCCGCCUCAGAGUUGACUGUGUCCGACGUGCUCACCACGGACUGCAAAGGCAGCGCCUUGUACAGUCUGACGUCUGCUGACCCAGUGCACAUCGUGACGGGAUACAGCCGUCCUCCUGCCAGCCACAGCAAAGUAUGGAAAGUGCUUUCUCCUCAGUCGCUGGGCCAGGAGGAGCUCCAACGUAUGUUCCUCUCCUGGGACUCCGUGUCCGAGACCCAGUGGCUGGCCUACCCGGCCUACCGCACCCCGAUCCGCCACACCCCGCCCUUCAUCCUUCACAGCCGGCUGUACUACCUCAACGCAGUGGAAUGGGCGGCCAGCGCCAUGGAGAUGAGCGCCAUCUCAGCCAGGAACGUGGCCCUACUAGCGCACCACCGCUGGCACGGUCAGACAGGCAGGAUCGACCAGGAAGACCUGCACACGCGUCUACGAGGUGAGCUCUGAAGGACUCUGACCGGCAUUUGUACGGGUUUAUUCAAGGCACACAGUCUUGAAAACAAUUCUUAGGUGUCUUUUAUGUCUUACUUAUACAAUGCCACGCCUCUUUACAACUCCACCAAGAAGCCUUACAUGCCAUGAAGACGGCAUUCAACCUGACUUAAAACACAUUAAUGCUUUCACGUUUGUCAACACAUUUGGAGGCAGAGAAGAACCUUUUUAAGGUGGAAAACAAGCCGUUGCAAUACCUGUUUAAAUUUGUUUAUUCAUUUUUAAAAUGGAAAUACUGGAAAGAGAACUCAUCUUUUCCAGGGCCAUAAAAGCUUUAUUAACUGUUCAAGCAAUGUUUUAGCUUUAACUGUAAAAUAAGUCUAACCUGCUGAAUAAUGAGACGACACCAAACUAAACUUGAAUAAAAUGACUCAUCUUCCGGUAAUAAGUGAGGAGACGGGAUUAGUGAAGGCGAAAAAACGCCAUGAGUUGCGCUUUUUAACAUUCUUAACUGUUGUGCAAGUAUAAAACGAAGUUAAAUGUUGUGUAGUGGGGUUAAACUACGCUAGGAUAAAAUUGCUCAGCUGUUUACAAUUUUCUAAGACUUUCGUACGCCGUGCUUUUUAACAUUCUUAACUGUCAUGCAGGUGUAAAAGUAGGUUAACCGCUGUAUAAGACCAAAUAAAACCAAACUGUAAUGAACACAAACUAACCACCCUUUCCUAACAAUUUUCCGUUGACGAAUUCCACUUUCUGCGUCACGCAGUUUGACAUUCUUAACUGUCAUAAGUUAACAGGUGUUCAGGAAAAACUCUACUGAUGCUGCGAUUUACGUGUGUGUGUGAGUCUCUUCAAGUUAACACUGCCUGCAGGGCGCUAACUUUUCAACGUGUUCCAAGCAUUUAUAUCUCGCCCUCUUCCUGCUCCGAGCAUGUAAGCUGUGUCCCGUUGCUAAGCGGUGGAAUUAUGAGCCGGCUGCAAACAGCCACUUUUAUGAAAAGUCAUUUUUAAGUGCAGUUUGAAUUUGAGGUAGUGCAAAACAACACGGUGUACCAGCACAAAAUCGGCUUUUAUCCACAAAUUCAUAAAUUAUCUGGGGGGAAAAAAGUGUGUGUAAGGGUUUCAGUACACGUAAUAUCUGGGGACUUCCAAAAUAGCACGACGUUAGAUGUGUUGGAGUUUAGAAAUUCCACUGUCCGUGCUUUUGCUUGGUCACAAGGGCCACACACUCUUGGAACGUAGCCUUGAAAAUGUCGUAAAUAAGUGACAAUCACUCGAUUACUCAAACGGCAGCCAACCGGUGGGACCACAUUGGAUUGAGAUGAAACCCAGCACCACUGCCUCAUACACACUCAUUUUCUUGGAAGUGUUUGAUAUCAUGACGAUCUAAUACUGCUACACGUCAUUGGGCAUGCCCGCACAAUGUAAAUAUUAGAGGAUGCUGCCUUCUCACAGGUAAUAACGCCCGCUUUUCACUGACACUGUCAGAGAGGUAUUAAUUUAACACUGUUAUUGUCCUUGUAGCUUACAGUGGUGAGUACAAGAGGUAAAGAACACCUCUGUGUUGGCCUUUGGCCUUCAUUUUCCAUAACGCUGUAUCACGUAAAUAAGCCUAUUUGUUGAUAAUGAUGAUGUCUCCUCAGUCCUACCUCCUUAAUAUGGUGGGCGGGGGCGUUUAAACCGCUGUCACACAAAAUAAGGUAAAUUGUGUUUUUCAGUAGAAUCCUGCCUAGCAAAUAUAUUGACUAUCAACACUUCCUUUGAGAAGACACUACUAUUUGGGCUUGUACACGCGUCAUGUUUAAAAACCAAAAAGCAAUACUUUUACCUAUUUUGAAAGAGAAUUGUUUCUUAAAGCACUUUUUUGACAUUUCAAACAGGCUAAGAUGGGUUAACUGCACUAAGUCAGUAAGCCAUGAAACAAUUUGAAAGCACACUGGAUGUUUCCUGAAAAUGUUUACAAUAAAAUGACUUCUACUGUAAUAAAAAAGGAUGUUUAGUGUUGUACUUAUGAUAACUGUGAGAUAAGUUGAGCGAUUGUCUGCCUGAGAGCCUUGUGACACAUCAGUCAUAAGCCAAGUGAAAUCAGAAUAAUAAAAAAAAAAGGAAA